AUGACGAAAAGAACGCCAGCAAAGAAGGCUACCCCAUCGGAAGGUGAAAAAGCCGAAGAGCAACCUGUGAAUGCGUUGAUCCACAACCGUGGAAUGGCGCAACGGAUCAUCAGCAGAAUCAGAAACAUCCUGCAGAAAGCUGAAACCGAGCAAACAGAGCUAACACCAGCUCAGAUAAAAGUGUACCAGAAAAGUGUUGAAGGUGCAUAUGUCGAGUUCACUAAGCAUCACCAAGAGAUCGUAGCCCAAAUCCCAACAAGUGAACGUGAUGAACAAGAUGAGUGUUUCAUGCAGUUCGUCGAUCUUCAUGAAGAAGUUUCAAUUUUUCUGGAAUCCUGGCUCCAGAAUUUCGCCCCACCAACAACUCAGCAGCCGCAUCCACCAGCAACCCAACCACCGUUGCUAGUCCAACAGUCUCUUCCUCGUGCAAUUCCUACAUUUGAUGGCAGGUAUGAGCACUGGGAAAAAUUUAAAGUGAUGUUCCGGGAUGUGGUGGAUCAAUCCAACGAAUCCAACCGCAUCAAACUGUAUCAUCUUGAAAAAUCACUCAUCGGAGACGCUGCAGGUAUAAUAGACGCAAAAACUAUGAGCGAUGGAAAUUAUGAGCGGGCAUGGCAGCUGCUCGAGGAACGCUUCGAAGAUAAAAGACGCAUAGUUCAUCUACACAUUGGAGGUCUCAUUAACACGAAGAAGUUGUCCAAGGGGAGCUACGAUGAAUUACGAACUCUCGUCGAGUCUUUUGUCAGCCAUGUGGAGAAUCUCAAAUUUCUUGGCCAGGAUUUCACUGGAGUUUCAGAGCAGAUGCUGAUUUAUAUACUGGCUAGAGUGCUGGAUGACGAAACCAAGAUACACUGGGAGUCAACAAUCAAGCGUGGGGAACUGCCUACCUAUGACGAAACCAUUGCUUUCCUGAAAAACCGUGUCUACGUACUAGAGCGAUGUCAAAACCAAACACAACGCAACGAAUUUUCCAUCAAGCCACAGCAUGUCAAUCCCGUACCACAAACCACCAAGACAUCAUUCCAUAGAUCCUACGCAGCUACAACACAGCCAAAACAAGGACCUCAGUGUGACUUCUGUGGAUGCAAUCACUUUAAUUUCAAGUGUCCGUCAUUCAGAAACUUAUCGAUCAGCCAGCGUUUCGCAAUGGUGAGGAGGAAACAUAUUUGUUUUAACUGCCUCCGAGUUGGACACCGAUCGAUACAAUGUCACUCCACUAAGGCAUGCUUCAAAUGCAAAAAGAAACAUCAUACCAUGUUGCACUAUGAUACUCCGUUGCAGAAUGUUGCGCCACAGGGAAGUUUUGUAAGUCAACCAACAAGCUCGUCGAUAGCAUUCGAAUCAACCCACAGUGAACGAUUUGGUAAUGAGCCAUCUUCGUGCAACCACUCCCAGUUACAGAAAACUCCUAUGCUUCUCACGGCCGUCGUCAAUGUGCGAGAUUGCAACGGAGGAGUUAUUUCUUGCCGCGCUUUGUUAGACAACGGUUCCACGGUAAAUUUAAUUUCCGAAUCAAUGGCGAACCGUUUAGGUCUUGAAAGAAAACCAGUAUGUAUUCCUAUUACUGGCAUAGGAGAAUCAAAAACGUACGCCAAAGACAUAAUUCUUGCAGAGGUUCAAUCCAGAACCAACAAUUUCAGCAUGGAGAUAGAAUGCUUGGUUGUUCCCAAAGUAACGGAAGUGAUUCCCACAACAAAGAUCGAUAUAUCCAAUUGGCCGAUACCAGCAGGUUUUAAAAUGGCGGAUCCGCAGUUCCAUACGCCCAACCAUGUUGACAUACUCAUCGGUGUAUCCAAGUUCUUCCGUUUGCUAAAAUCGGGAUUCUUCCAAAUGGCUGAUGACCUUCCGGAUCUUCGAGAGACUCAUUUCGGAUGGGUAGUCGCUGGAGAUAUAGGAAAUUCAUAUUUGAGACACCCCAGCUCGAAGCUAUCAAUCCUUCCGAUUGAGGACAACCGGUUUUCUAAGUAUGAACAUCCUAAUAAUUCUGGGAAUCCAUCCCAGCCCGGGGGAGUAUGUUCGCGCCUCUGUGCAGCGCUAAUCACUGCCAAAUAA
Topomyia yanbarensis is the source of this 2052-nucleotide messenger RNA. RefSeq lists its product as uncharacterized. The record is from RefSeq and is a predicted model, not a curated record. The transcript has a single exon. Lineage: Eukaryota; Metazoa; Arthropoda; Insecta; Diptera; Culicidae. Bases 1 to 2052 code for a protein of 683 amino acids.